UGACUAAAAACUGUCGUGUUCCGUCAUAGGCCUUUUAUGUACCAGGGCCGCGGUAUCUCUUUCGAACAACCCGCAGCCCCGGUUGUUUGAUAACCUUUAACAUAGCUAUCUCAAUAACUGCUGAACCGUUUACGUAACAGGAGGUAUAUAUAGUGAUGUUGGUGUAUUUUUAUUAAAUACUGUAUCUAAGCUUCAUGAUACUCAUACAUAUCUUAUACUUUCAUCAUGAAGACUUUUAUUAAGAGUUUUGUGUUUCUAUUAUUUUUUGUCUAUACAGAAUGUGCGUUUACAUGCGACUACAAAUACAGUCUACUGACGAAGGGCUGGUUCAAACUUCACGUAGUUCCUGAGACCUGGCAGGAUGCCCGACUUCGCUGCAGUCUUCAAGGUGCUGUGUUAGCUUCUCCAACUUCAUCAGCAAUGGCAGCUGAAAUGAGGCACACCAUGAAGAAUUUCUUCAUCCAAGAUACUGAAGUCUUCACUGGAAUACAUGCUACCUUCUCGUCUGGGAGCUAUUAUACGGUUGAUGGUAUACCUCUCAGUAAGAUCCCUCUAGUUUGGGCCAAUAACGAGCCAGAUAACUUUGGAAAUAAAGAGAGAUGUAUAACCUUUAGCAGUAAUGGAUCUGCAGCUGACAGAAAUUGUGAGGAACCCAGACCUUACAUCUGCUUUCGCUCUGGAGAAAAGGAGGUGCUGACCAAUAGGUGUGGCACUGUUGAUGAUGAAUACCACUAUUACGCAAAGACCAAAAAAUGCUACAAGUUUCACAGAGUACCAGGAUCAUUUGAACGUGCUCACUUCGUUUGUUCAGCUGAAAACGGCCAUCUUGCCAUUAUAAAUAGUGAAGAUGAAGCGGAAGUUUUGAGAAGAGUCUUUGCUGAUAAUCCUGAUUCAUCGAUACUUGGAAGUUUUAGGAAAGAAGUAGCUUACAUCGGUUUCCACGAUUGGGGCUCAUGGGGCGAUUUUAGGACAGUGCACGGAGAAACGCUAAAAGAGGCUGGUUACGAUAAAUUCGUAAGUGGUGAACCUAACAAUUAUAAUAAAAUUGAACAUUGCGGGGCUAUCUACCGUUCAGCACUUCUGAAUGACCUCUAUUGCAGCGGUCCACUCGCAUUCAUUUGUGAGAAGGACCCAGCGUAUCCACCAGUCUGCCAGCCUACGGCUGAUGAAGGAAUAGAGAUUGAUAAGCGGUUUAAUAACAAAGUUGAAUAAUAUCAGUACCCUGGGUAUUGUCCUCGUCAAACUUUUUGUCAAGACCAAUUCUACGUGGCAGGUGGCGGCAAUAUUCUGUUACUUAAGUUUUAAAAUAUCCAAGAAGCUAUGUAUAGGUAAUUUAAAAGAUGUAUCGAUUAUAUACUUAUGUAUUUA
Helicoverpa zea (corn earworm) is the source of this 1368-nucleotide messenger RNA. RefSeq names its product macrophage mannose receptor 1-like. NCBI's taxonomy places the organism in Eukaryota, Metazoa, Arthropoda, Insecta, Lepidoptera, Noctuidae. The coding region runs from base 226 to 1212 and encodes 328 amino acids. The transcript is spliced from 6 exons. Gene Ontology annotation, molecular function: signaling receptor activity. The record is from RefSeq and is a predicted model, not a curated record.